This is a messenger RNA of Larimichthys crocea (large yellow croaker), 1117 nucleotides long. RefSeq names its product sulfotransferase family cytosolic 2B member 1. Bases 100 to 963 code for a protein of 287 amino acids. The record is from RefSeq and is a predicted model, not a curated record. Gene Ontology annotation, molecular function: sulfotransferase activity. NCBI's taxonomy places the organism in Eukaryota, Metazoa, Chordata, Actinopteri, Sciaenidae. The transcript is spliced from 6 exons.
CUUUGACUUGAUUAAACUGGGUCAUAGUUUAGAGAGAGAGUAUAGUGAGCUGUAUUAACCUUCAGCUGCAGAGAUUCUGCUUGUUUCUAGCUUUGAACGAUGACUGAAACAGAGAUAUACAAAGUGUACAAAGGGGUCUAUAUGCCCGCUAAUCUGUACACACCACAGAGCCUGAAAUACUACGAGGAGUUUUCUUUUCGCCCAGAUGAUAUCAUCAUUGCUACUUAUCCAAAGUCCGGUACGACUUGGAUGCAGGAGAUUGUCCCUCUGAUCAUGAGUGGAGGAGAUCCAGCUUCUGUUGAGACUCUUCCUAACUGGCGCCGUGUUCCCUGGCUGGAGGUGGAUAACACCUGCAAACUUAAUCUUGAACAAAGACCGUCUCCACGUAUCCUAUCUACACACUUCCAAUACGCCAUGAUGCCACCAUCGUUCUCUGAAAUAAAGCCAAAGGUCAUCUAUGUGAUGAGAAACCCCAAAGAUGUGUUUACAUCUUCCUUUCACUAUUAUGGGAUGGCAUCCUUUCUGGUAAACCCAGGUCCACAGAGCGAGUUCCUCCACAAGUUCCUUGAUGGAAAAGUUACGUUUGGCUCCUGGUUUGAUCAUGUAAAGAGCUGGCUGAAUGCUGAAGAUAAAGAUCGCAUAAUGUAUAUCUCCUAUGAAGAGAUGAUAAUGGACCUGAAGGACUCUGUGGCCAGAAUCGCUCAGUUCUUGGAGAAACCUCUGGACACUGAGGUGAUGGAGAAGAUAGCAGACCGAUGUUUGUUCAAGAACAUGAAGCAGAACAAAAUGUCCAACUACUCUACAGUUCCUCGUGAAUUCAUGGACCAGACAAAGUCUGAAUUUCUCAGGAAAGGAAUUGCUGGAGACUGGAAAAACCAACUAACUGUGGCAGAAGCAGAGUACUUUGAUGCUGUUUACAAAGACAAAAUGAAAGAUGUCAAAUACAAAUUUGCAUGGGAUUAAAUAGGGGUGUCAAAUUAUCGUGUUAAUUGCGAAUAAUUAAUUACAGUCAUAUUUAGCAUGUUAUGUUUUUUAAUCGCGUUAAUCUCAUUUUUAAUCUCUAACUUUACUGUUUCUGUAUGCAAGUUGCCUUUUUAUAAAAUCCGUUUUAAUGUGU